Funneliformis caledonium is the source of this 468-nucleotide messenger RNA. NCBI's taxonomy places the organism in Eukaryota, Fungi, Glomeromycota, Glomeromycetes, Glomerales, Glomeraceae. The record is from the annotation of a GenBank genome assembly.
AUGAAUACCGUCAUCAAAUUCAACAAAUUGAAUUCAUUUAUUUCAAUUCUUUUAUUGUUCUCUUUAUUCACAUUGUUCAAUGAAGUAACAGCUAUAGCUAUUGAAACAAGGAAUGCAGAAUUUACAGAGUUUUGUAAUGGAUUUCAAUUCAUUUCUCCUAAAGCUGGUGAUAAAUUUCUAAAGAAUGACAAAAUUGAAGUAGUUUGGACAAAUGGACACUCGAUAAUUGAACAAGUAAAUAACAUUGACUUAUAUAAUAGUACAUCUGGAAAAUUUGUUAAAUCAUUAUGGAGAGGUACUCGACGUUUCGGUGUUGAUGGGAAGGCUUCGGUCAACGUAAAACUUGCAGUCCCUAAGCACACUGAAUUACCUGGUGAAUUUAUUUUGAAAAGUUGGGGCACAACUUUAGAAGGCCCGUCUUGUUUUACAAUUAGUGGAAAUUUUACUAUAGAUCCUAAACUUUGUUAG